Messenger RNA from Aspergillus fumigatus Af293, 270 nucleotides. Its product is annotated as potassium transporter. The transcript is spliced from 2 exons. Lineage: Eukaryota; Fungi; Ascomycota; Eurotiomycetes; Eurotiales; Aspergillaceae. The record is from RefSeq and is a predicted model, not a curated record. Bases 1 to 270 code for a protein of 89 amino acids.
AUGAUGUACAUUUCUUCUGACUUCCCAACCGCCAUCACCAUGCGCAAAACCAAUGUAUACGAAGAAAGGAGUGUUGGAGUCUACGAGCAUGACUCCGUUUCAGAAGCAGAAUCUAGGAACGGAAAACAUGUUGGACUGGCCGUGCACAUCCAGCGACAACUGGGAUUCGAUCUCUGUUGCAUGGAAGACAUCGUUGACUCCAACACACAUUGGAUCAUGCAAUUCUGCUGCAAUGUGAAUCGCAUGGAGAUGACAAGGAGGAACGAUUGA